AUCGUCGCCCACCACCAUAUUCGCAGAGUACGACUGCGACAACAUGCUGCAGCUGACCUGGCGCGACCACCUCUGCACGCGUGCCCUCAACACGGAACUUUGACCAGCUGGGCCCGCUGCCGCCUGCUGCCCUAUGGCUGACCGAAAAAUGUCACUGACAGGGCCUCUGUCGAAAGCAGCCCGUCAAACCAGCAUCCGCGCCCCCAAGGUUGGCCACAAGAAAUCCCGAAAUGGCUGCCAGACUUGCAAAGCACGACGAGUGAAGUGUGAUGAAAAGACGCCAGAAUGCAGCAUUUGUCUUCGUUUGGGCCUCGAGUGUACAUAUGUCACGCCGGAUCCUCCCAAACCACGCACCAAGUCUGCGAGUACCGAGCGCGUGCCAGGACAGCCAUCUCUUCUCUCUCCAGCACAAUCCAAUUCGCAAGGAAGUCCGCCGCCCGGCAACGACGAACCAGGAGACCAAACGAUGAUCACCCGACAGACGCCGGAUCCUCUGACCGAAGAGUCGGAACAAAGGCGAUACCUGGAGCUCCGUCUGCUACAUCACUGGAUGCUUGCCGUGUCGAGACCGUUUGGUAUGACAUCGCCACCGAGUUGGAAGGAGUUAUGGUAUGGAGAGGUUCCGCAGGUGGCGCUCAGCAACAAGAACGUCUUGUAUGCCAUGUUCACUAUGACGGCGACGCACUUACUUGGUACCUGUCCCACCGAUCUGCCAUUGUACCAGGCGCGAGAAAACUACUGGGUCUGGGCACUGCGCGAGCAGCGAGCUGCAAUCGUCGACCUCGACAACUGCAACACGGAUGCCGUCGCCUUUGCUGCACUGUUAAUCACCAUGAACUCGCUUGCCAUGCUGCAGGAACGCAGCCUGGAGCCGUACACGCCACCUAUGGAAUGGCUCGAGGUAGGGAGAGGCGCAUUCACUGUCUUACCGCCUCCCGAAGCUGUACCCGAAGGGACGGGGCUGAAAAUUCUCAUGGACACUACCGCCAAUAUCUGGCAGGCCCAGGCAACGUUUGACGAGGAGAUGCAGCGAGAAUUUGGGGCCAUUCUCAAUAGGGAUAUCCCUUCCAUCGAUGUUUGGGACCAAGAAACUUGUGAAUGUUACGAGCACACCCUGAGCUAUAUUGGAUCGUUUCGGAGAGCGGUUCUCUCGGGAGAGGCCGCCGACAUCAACCUCCGCUGGAUCUGCAUGUUCCCGUUUAUGGUUCCAAGAAAGUUCAUAGACUUUGUUGGCGAGGGCCGACCGCGGGCCCUGGUCACUCUCGCGUACUUUUUCGCAGUGGUUGGACUGACGGAUGCUUUGCAAUAUCUUGGUAAUACCGGUGACAUUACGACUGCGAAAAGAGAGAUAUACGCAAUCAGAGGAGUGCUGUCGCAGGAGUGGCAGGGUCUGAUGCUGUGGCCCCUGAAUGAGGUUGGCGGCUGAACACCGGGCACAUGUACUCCGCUGACGAGAGCACUGCGGCUUUAUCAUGGGAGCGAGAAGAAUCGGGUGACGACCAGAGGGUGGGAUGUGCAUCUGCUCUGUUCACGCUUCAGCGAGUAGUAUCACACAACCACUACAGACACGAAAUGACUAGGCGAGGAGAGUGAGGCGAAGACAGCCAUCGCAAGGAGCGGCAAGCUUGCCUGGGUGCACUCAUGACGCUUGACAGCUGGCGCCUGGUCUGCACGAUGCACAUGAACGACAGUAUACAUCAGGUCUCCACGUCGAUUGGAGCGCGUAGGACAUGGUCUGACCAGCACACUUUUGUGGCCGACAUGUAUGUCACAUCGAUCUCAGCACACGAGGACAUGACAGGCUUCGCUGCAGAAGUCGGGUUCGCUCCUGCAGAGAUACAGCCUCUAUUUCAGGUCUCCUCAAACUUCAAAACAAUCUAGAGGAACUUGGACAGCUUCCACGAUAUAGGAUUAGGAGAUAGCCGAUGCUGGAACCAUACAUACCUGUAUAUACCUAGGUAUGAAAGGAUGUAUCGAGUACGGAGCGGAGGAGCGAUGCAUCACGGACGUUGAUUUCGGCAGACUCUCGGUGGUGGUCGUAUUACUA
This is a messenger RNA of Sphaerulina musiva SO2202, 2047 nucleotides long. RefSeq lists its product as uncharacterized. Gene Ontology annotation, biological process: regulation of transcription by RNA polymerase II. Bases 134 to 1426 code for a protein of 430 amino acids. NCBI's taxonomy places the organism in Eukaryota, Fungi, Ascomycota, Dothideomycetes, Mycosphaerellales, Mycosphaerellaceae. Gene Ontology annotation, molecular function: zinc ion binding; DNA-binding transcription factor activity, RNA polymerase II-specific. The transcript has 2 exons. The record is from RefSeq and is a predicted model, not a curated record.